UCGAGCGCGUUGGAAUGCGCUGCUAAUUGCGUGCUCAAAGGUUCGCGUUGCGCGAGUGUUCGCUGAGUUUGAAUUCUUGACGGGGAUCCCGAGCCAGAGACGAUGUGUUGACAGUAUCCACGGGGCGUCGUCGUAUCUAUCGAAUCAAACGCGAUCCGCAGGUGGACCCAAGAGCUGUGUGUAGUGUGGUGAAUUGCGCGGUUUGGUGCCGUUAAGUUAAUCGCUCCCCUGUGAGAUAAGAUAAGUGCACAGCACUUGGUGGCCAGCCCCAGCAGAAUGACGGCGGAAUCGCUGAAGCCGUUCCUUAAUGCGCCGAACGAACUGAAAGCGCAAUGUGCGCAAAAAUCGUCGCCCAAGUGUUUGCUGACCGCCCUGGGAUGCGCCCUCGUGGCGGUCCUCUGCUGUACGCUAAUUGGCGUGGAGGUCUGGCAUUUAAACAUGACCGAGGCUCUGCAGCGGGAAGUCGAAGACCUGAAGCUGCAGCUGAAGGAACUGAGCAGCUCGAUGCAGCGAGCGGGUGACUUCAACGAUUAUGAGUUUGAUAACGAACUGUUCCCCGAUGAGUACGAUACCGGAUACGAGUCACACUUUGACGGCGUUCUGUCGGAAAGCGCCGAGGACGGGAUGGACGCGACCGAGAUGCUGGACAGCGGCAGCAGCAGCAGCCGAGCCCUUCGAGAAGAGGAUGAGGACGGAGAGGAGGAAACGCUUGGCAGCCGCCCGGAGGAGGUCGUUCCAGAAGGACCCCGGGAGGAUGAGGAAGAAGAUCUGCACUUUGACGACGGUGUCGAGGACAUCAGCGUGUCCGUUUCGGAGGCCAACGGUAAGCGCCGAAUUCGAUCCAUUUCCGGUCUCACGCACCAGGGCGUUCCGAUUGUCGACGAACCGUACGUACCGCGCCGGAACCGUUCCCGGCGGCCACACCGGAUCUUCGAGCAGAUGCGUCAGCGGCCGGAAGAGCUGGUCACACCGCCGCCUUCGGUCGAAAUGUUCCGCUGGGACGUCGACGCCAGUUCCAGCAAACCAGCAUCCCAUCACGCAUCCUCUCAGCAGCAACAGCAGCAGUACGGAUCAAUCAGUAUCCGGCCGUUCCAUCACUCGGUUCAUGGCCGCUUGGACCCCACAACUCCGGCCCCGGUGGAGGUUCCCGCUUCCUCAACCCCUCGGCAUCAUACUCGACACUCUGGACUUUCUGCGACGAAAGCACCGGCACUGGUCCUCAAUCGGCACAGCCGUGUCCAGGUGACUGGAGACGUGACGAAAGAACAGCUGCAGCAGCAACGCUUCCCGAAGGUGGUUGGCAAUCCGGGGACACGAAAUGAGGUCGUAAUGAAACCCGAACGGCGUCUGCGGCUGCGGCAACGUAAGACCGGGUUGCUUCGGCAAGAAGGCGAACCCAGGGCAAGGUCCGUGCACCUGGUGCAGGUCGACACCAACACUGGCCACCAUCUGAUGCGCCUGAAGCACUGGGUAGCGAAGGAUGAAUCGAGCAAGCAAUCGAUCGCUGCUCGCCUGUUCCGGUUCAACGGCGAGGAGCUAGAGAUUACGGAUCCCGGCAUUUACUACGUCUACGCACAGAUCACGUACGACAACGAACACGACAUCAACGGGUUCCACCUGUUGGUCAACGGCGAGAGUCACAUCGCGUGCUCGGUUCAGGCUCGGCAUGGCAACACCAUCAGCACCUGCCACACGGCCGGCUUGCUUGAAGUGUCGGGCGAAAAUGGUGUGAAAAUUGUCGUCGAGGAUUUCGCCUACGGCCGCCAGUUCCUCCGGUACCCGGAGAAGACAUUCUUCGGCGCGUUCAAGAUAGGCAACCUGCCGCCGCACGCGAACAGGAAACACUCCAACAAGCAGUAGUCCUUCGUGGCAGUGGCCGCACUCUUAUUUUAAUGCAACCACACACACACACGCUCGAAGCUGUAUUGCACCGUACCUGUAGUUCUCUAGUGAUAAACCGACGACGGACGGACGGUUCUCAGACCCUCACCCUAUGUUAUAACUCGUCGAGGACCUAUGGUUAAUAUGUUUGAAGCAACAUUACCCACAUUUUCUUACAUUUUGGAUUGUUUUUCGCGCGAUUGAUUGGAUUGGUGUAUUUAUUUUUCCUACUAAAAGCCACCGGGGGCCAUCCGGGCAGAUUAUUCGAAUUAGUGUUUGGCUUGACCUCCGACUCCGAGGACACAUUUAUCGUUGUAUGCAUGAAAAAAAAACGACACAAAAUAAUUUUGUGAUAUUUUUAUAGCAAGCCCCAGCACCGAUCGACCCGCGGAGCGGAUUGCGGCCCAAAGUGCCGUCGAGUGGUUGCGCGGAUCGAUCGCGUCUGUGAAGUACGAUGGCGGCGGAGAGUAUGCCCCGCCAGUUUCGAGAAAAUAAAGAUGUUCG
Anopheles cruzii is the source of this 2385-nucleotide messenger RNA. RefSeq lists its product as uncharacterized. Gene Ontology annotation, molecular function: tumor necrosis factor receptor binding; receptor ligand activity. The record is from RefSeq and is a predicted model, not a curated record. Gene Ontology annotation, cellular component: membrane. Bases 277 to 1860 code for a protein of 527 amino acids. NCBI's taxonomy places the organism in Eukaryota, Metazoa, Arthropoda, Insecta, Diptera, Culicidae. The transcript is spliced from 7 exons. Gene Ontology annotation, biological process: immune response.